AUGACGAAAGAAGAAUUGCAGCGAAUGAUCGAAGAGGCAAGCAGAAAGGCCAUUGUGGAAUACGAGCGUAGAACGGUAACCCCAGCUAGAGAAGGGGUCAGGAGACAAUUAUUCCAGGAAAUAGAAAUGGAGCAAAGGAGAGAGGUCUCGAGGGUGCCUGAAAAAGGCCCUGAAAGAACCUUAUCAAAUGAGGUGACUAGCAAAAGAACGGUCACCAGACAACCGGGCAUAUCACGAGCGGAUGUGGACAACGUUAGCAAGCAUAUCGAGAAGAUGGGAAAGCAGAUAGAGGAGCUGAAAAAAAGGGGAGAGAUCGUGUCGCAAAAUAGGAACUCACCUUUUACUAAUCGGAUCCUGCUGGAGGUGGUGGAUAGUAGCUUUCGGUUCCCGGAUCUUCCCAAGUACGAUGGGAGCAAGGAUCCUAGGGAACAUGUGGCUGCAUUUGAUCUGGUCAUGAACCUAUACGGUCAGACUGAUCCGAUCAAAGCGAAGCUAUUCGUGACUCCUCUGAAGGGCAAGGCUCAGGAAUGCAAAAGAAAAGCGAAGAGGUCAGCCACUCACCUCUUCACGAUCAGACAAAGGGAGGACGAGACGCUGAAGUCUUUGAUGGGGAGAUUUAAUGACGAAGUGUUGGAGAAAGGCCUGUUCGCAUCGGCGCUGGCUCAAGAUCCACCAACGGGAAUAGAGCAAUUAAUGGAAAUGGCACAAAAAUACAUUGAUGAGGAGGAGAUGAAUGCCAUGAAGGACAAUGAAUGGACAAGGGAUCUGGGGCGAUCGAAGGGAGAGCGAUCAAGAGAUGGGAAGCAGCAAUCUGAAAAAGAUCGAGAGCGAAAAGGACCAUACCACCUCGAUAUCAUAGAAAAAUUUCACAAGUAUUGCAGGUUCCAUAAAGACAAAGGCUAUAACACGGAGGACUGCUACCAGUUGAGGGACGAGAUUGAACGAUUGAUAAGACAGGGCUAUUUGAAGCAUUUGAUCGAUAAGAGGACUGAAGCAGGUGACGGUAGUAGGUCGCGGAGCUGUGAGCGGCACCCAAAGGACGAGGCAGGAAAGAGUAUAGCUCGGGAUAAUGCACCCACGAAGGGUGUUAUUCAUACUAUCUCGGGUGGACCGACAAAGGGAGACUCGAUGAGAGCAAGAAAGAAGUAUGCAAGGGAGAGCAGGAUCAAGUAUGGGGAACAAAUGAUGCAUGUAGAGAAGCAGGAACAUAUCGUCUUUGGAGAUGAAGACUUGAGUCCGGAUGUUCUCGAUCAGAAUGACCCCAUGGUCAUUAAGAUGGACAUUGCCAACUAUCAGGUACAUAAAGUGUUGAUAAAUAAUGGCAGUUCUAUUGACAUUAUUUUCAGUGAUGUUCUCAGAAAAAUGGACUUGGGGAAUGUAAAGCUGAAACCAGUUCGAACACCUUUGGUCGGGUUUGGAGGGAGUGAGGUCAUGCCUAAAGGUGUGAUCAAUCUACCAGUUUCAUUGGGAGAAGAACCCAGAAGGAAGACGUGCAUGGUUCAAUUUUUGGUGGUCGACAGCCCAUUUUCAUAUAACGUGGUAUUAGGGCGACUGGGAUUGAAUAAGUUUAUGGCUAUGGGAGAGACAGCAAAAAAAGAGAAGAGGAAGGAGGAGAUGAGCCAGAGUGAGAAGGUAAAGCGGGGAAAAAUGGAAAGAAUUGAACCAUCAGAGGAGUACAAGAAAGUGGAAUUAAUUUCAGGAGAUUUCCAAAAGACGACCUGCAUUGGGUCGCAGAUGACGGCGGAGAUGGAAACGUUGAUGAUCGUCUUCUUGAGGAGCAAUAACGACCUAUUUGCAUGGAGCCCCUCUAAUUUUCAAGGUAUAGAUCCUGAGGUAAUUGUACACAGACUGAAUAUUGAUCCGCAGGUCAAACCAGUGAAACAGAAUAAGAGGAUGUUCGGGGUCGAGAGGAACAAGAUCAUCGAAGAGGAAGUGAACAAGUUGUUGCAAGCCAGGUUCGUAAGGGAGAUUCAAUACACGACCUAG
Messenger RNA from Sesamum indicum (sesame), 1986 nucleotides. NCBI's taxonomy places the organism in Eukaryota, Viridiplantae, Streptophyta, Magnoliopsida, Lamiales, Pedaliaceae. The record is from RefSeq and is a predicted model, not a curated record.